GCCCCUUCCCGAAAGGCAAAGACGGCGGUAGCCUUUGACCUGGGGGGCGGGGCUGCGCGUGCGCCGCGGGCUCGGCGGGGGACGAUGGCGGAUGACAAGGAUUCUCUGCCCAAGCUUAAGGACCUCACAUUCCUCAAGAACCAGCUGGAGCGCCUACAGCAGCGUGUGGAGGAUGAAGUCAGCAAUGGCGUAGGUCAGGACAGCUCAGUCUUCUCUUCCCCGUUCAUCAAGGGGUUCCUGGCAGGGUAUGUGGUGGCCAAGCUGAGGGCAUCGGCAGUGUUGGGCUUCGCGGUGGGCACUUGCACUGGCAUCUAUGCAGCUCAGGCAUAUGCUGUACCCAACGUGGAGAACACACUGAAGAACUACUUUAGGUCGCUGCGAAAGGGGCCUGACUAGACACUUCAGGGAGGGCAGGAUGAGCGAGUCGCAGGCUCUCUGUCUGGCUUCCCCUGCUACAGUGCAUUUGCUGUCUCCGCCCAUACUGUCUCUUUCAUCCUCGCUUUUCUUCCUGCAGAGAAUGGACAGGGAUUUGUCAGCCUGCACCCUGCAUUCCUUCCCUCCCUAGGGACUAACCUAAAACUGGCUCACGGGCGCUCCUCAAGCCCCAACUGUGGGAUGUGACUCUGAGUCUAUGUAUUCUCUGGUGAUGUACCACA
Molecule: messenger RNA, 656 nt
Organism: Mesocricetus auratus (golden hamster)
Lineage: Eukaryota; Metazoa; Chordata; Mammalia; Rodentia; Cricetidae
Product: SLC35A4 upstream open reading frame protein
Exons: 3
Coding region: 85-396 (103 amino acids)
Source: RefSeq, a predicted model, not a curated record